UUUUUUUGUUCUUCUUUCUCAUUUUAUUAAUCUCCUUUUUUCCUGCUGCCCAUCUCCGCGAGCUUACUCAUCCAUACUUUGUACGAGGACAGCAGAGAUAGUAUUCUCACCACUGCCGCAAUGCCCAUUCCCUCGCUAUUUACACCAAUUACGGUACCGGACGCCGACACAUGGACGCACUACUUGGAGACGCCUAAGGAGUAUCCUACCGAUAAACCCCUCUUUGUCGAUUGUGACUCUGGCAGAUCGUACUCUCUCAAUGACGUGAAGCGCCUGGCCCUCGAAUUCGGCAAGGGUCUCAGCCAUGUCUUGAAUUGGAAAAAGGGCCAUGUCAUGGGCCUCUUCACGCCCAACAACAUUGAUGUGCCGGUAGUCAACUUCGCCGUUCAUUGGGCGGGUGGCGUUGCGAGCCCUGCCAACCCCACGUACACUCCCGAGGAGCUGGCAAACCAGCUCCAGGAUUCUGGCGCAAAGGCGCUUAUUACGCAGAAGCCCUUCUUGGAGGUGGCUCGCAAGGCGGCAGCGCUGGCAGGCUUGCCUGUAGACAGGAUCUUGCUGCUGGGAGAUGGACGCGACGAGACUGGAGUUCACAGGCAUUGGACGGAUAUUACUGCCAGAGGGGCCAGUGUUCAGCCUCAGAAAGCAGCCAUCGACCCUAAGAAGGAUCUGGCCUAUCUCGUGUACAGUUCGGGAACUACUGGAUUGCCCAAGGGCGUGAUGCUCACCCAUUACAAUUUGGUUGCUCAAGCCAUGCAGAUGCGCCGCGAUGAGAGAGGCUUGAGUUAUGAUGUUGACUCUCAACUGGGCGUUCUUCCCUUUUUCCACAUCUACGGUUUGAUGGUCGUGCUGGGCACAUCCGUGAGCACCGGCGCCAAAUGCGUUGUCAUGUCCAAGUUCGACAUUGAAAAAGCCUGCAGACUCAUCCAAGACCACCGCCUCACCUUCAUGUACGUACCGCCGCCCAUCGUGCUCGCCCUGGGCAAGCACCCCGUCGUGUCAAAGUACGACUUGUCGUCGCUGCGUUGGAUCAACUCGGCCGCCGCGCCGCUGAGCAGGGAGCUGGCCGUUGCGGUCUGGGAUCGCCUGAAAGUCGGAGUCAAGCAGGGCUACGGCCUUUCUGAGACGUCCCCUGCAGUUAUGGUACAGCUGUCGGAAGAGUGGUGGAAGUUCCAGGGCUCUGUGGGAAGGCUGUUCCCGGGUAUGGAGGCUAAGAUUGUGGAUGAGGACGGUAAGGAGCUGGGCCGUAACGAGGCCGGCGAGCUUCUUCUCAAGGGACCAAACGUCUUCUCAGGCUACUGGAACAAGCCUGAGCUCAACAAAGAGACCUUUACCGAGGAUGGCUGGUACAGAACAGGAGACAUCUUCUACUGCUGUCCUCAAGGCCAAUUCUACAUUACAGAUCGAAAGAAGGAGCUCAUCAAGUACAAGGGCUUCCAAGUGCCACCCGCAGAGCUCGAAUCCAAGCUCCACGGCCGCGAAGACAUCGCCGACGUCUGCGUCAUCGGCGUCUGGGACAAGGUGCAGCACACCGAGAUCCCGCGCGCCUAUGUCGUGCUCAAGCCCGGCGUCGCAGAGACGGAGGCCAGGGCCAAAGACAUUAUUGAGUGGCUCAAUGCCAAGGUUGCGCCGCCCAAGAAGCUGCGCGGAGGCGUGCGCUUCAUCAAGGAGGUUCCCAAGUCGCAGGCGGGCAAGAUUCUGCGACGGGUGCUGAAGGAGCAGGCCAAGAAGGAGGAUGAGGCAGAGACGCCAAAGGCGAAGCUGUGAGUGGGUAGGGGGUUGAGCAAAAGCGGGCGUUGGAAGGGCUGUAUUGUAUACCUAUAUAUCGUGUAUUUUUAGUUUACUUCAAAUCUUACAUUUAAUUGUACAGUUUGGGUCGUGUAUGACCCUGUAGAUGCCCCAUCCAAUGUCUAC
Molecule: messenger RNA, 1911 nt
Organism: Trichoderma asperellum CBS 433.97
Lineage: Eukaryota; Fungi; Ascomycota; Sordariomycetes; Hypocreales; Hypocreaceae
Biological process (GO): secondary metabolic process
Molecular function (GO): CoA-ligase activity
Source: RefSeq, a predicted model, not a curated record